AUUGUGGCAUUUAAAAAUUUACUGGACAAAUUAAUCAAAUACUAUUUAAAUACAAAACAUACCUAUCAUGGAAUUUCAACACAUGAAAAUGGUGAUAAGUUGUCAGUAUCAGUGAGCUUGGAAACUGACCAUUGGACAGAAGUGUGAGAGCUUAGUAGCUGACCAUCAAAUAGUACAAAACAGAGAAAAUAAUCAUCAUAGUUUUGCCCUUUAUUGUACAGAAAUCACAAAUCUGUGGUGGACAGAUCAAUAUCUUACAUUUUGCUGAGAUUUGAGAUGGUAUUCAAAGGUCACCAUUGACUGAAUAGAAGAUUAAUCCACCAUUUUCAAAAAUGUUGAACGCAACUUUAACUAGUCCUUUAGACAUUGUUACUCCUCUGUACCAGUUCAUUUCAGAGGCUAACGAUACACAUCAUGUUAUGGGAAACUUCACAACGCCAUCAUUGGUCAGUAAUGAAACGGUCUGGGUAGCAGAUAUAGCACUGGCUCUCAAAGUUGGCAAAAUAUGCUAUAAAUACAUUGGACCAAUUAUCUGUGCAAUAGGCAUCUUAUGCAACAUUAUGAACUUAUUAGUUUUGACGCAGCGUCAACUCAAAGAGUCCCCAUAUACAUAUUUAACUGGACUAGCUCUGACUGAUUUGGGAGCACUUACAUUUUCAUUCAUUUUCAUGGUGGGUUCUUACCAGAGAAAAGAAUACUUCUGGAAGUUUUAUGAUGCCUAUAUUUAUCUUCCAUUGGUUAAUGUAUGUACCAAUUCCAGCGUCUGGAUAACAGUGGUUCUAACGAUUGAACGUUUUCUCUUUGUACGUUAUCCACUGUGGGCAAAGGCCAUGUGCGAUAGAGCCAGUGCAAAAAUGAAAAAUGCAUUAAUUAUUAGCAUUAUGUUUGUCAUAAACAUUCCACACUUUCUCCUAUUGAGAGUAGAACCAAUAGCAAACACAACAGAUCAGUACACCAGAGUUUCUACUGAUUUCCGACACAGUGAGCACUACUAUAGAAUCCGUUGGUUCUAUAGCAUCAUCAUUCACUUUGUUCCACUUAUAAUUCUCAGCACAGCCAAUGCCUAUCUUGUCUAUGCCGUAAUGAGGGCAAGGAAAGAAAGAGAAAUCCUACAGAUCCGUAACAACAAAGAGGCCACAUGGUACAGAGAACAAGUCAGACUUACUGUAACACUUAUCAGUAUAGUCUGUCUCUUUAUCGUCUGUAUUAUACCAUCAGCAUUCUCAAAUAAAAGAAUUGCAUAUGCAUUGUUUGGUGGGGACCAACCAUUGAGCCACUUUGCUAUGUCAAACUUUUACUUAAUUCUGCAAUACGUAGCUAACGUUCUUGUCUGGUGUAAUUUGUCUUUGAAUUUCGUAUUUUACUGUGCCAUCAACAAGAAGUUUCGUUACGUUAUGCGUUGGAUGGUACAACGUUGGAUCAAGAAUCUAAGGAGAAGAAACGGCAACGUCUUGCUUCUGGUCAACUUCAAGUCUGGACAUUCCAUAACCCGUAACAGCAGUAGUCAGACAAACAGCAUUACAAUGACGUCGAAGACAAACCCACCAGAUUUACUGUUAAAGACAGACAGAAACAACCAUAAUGGCAACCAUAAAACAGCACUCAUAGAAGAUUGCGAAAAGGAAACAGAAAAUGAAGCCUAGGAAAAACAAACAUUGAGGCGAUUAUCAUUUCAUUUGCUUACUGUGAAAGAUUUCAGGGAGUGAGACUUUAAAAGUUGCUAUAUUUUCUAUUUACCUCUUAAAUUUGUGAUACUGUUGUCUGUUGCAUUUAAAAUUAGCUUUUGUUUCAAGAAUCUGGAGUAACCUAUAUUGUUGAAUUGUUACAUAAAAUGGGAUUAUUAAGUUUUGAAAAAGUAUGCAUAAUUAAGGAGCAUUUUUGUUAUACAACAAUCAUCAAUAAUACUGUGAAUUCAUUUAUUUUCCUGGGUGCCACUUUUCGUGUUUUGAGGAAAAAUUGUAUUUUCGUGGUAACUUUGAAUUACGUGGAUCCCCAAGUUUCCAUACAAGCUUAUUGGAAAUUCCUACUUCUUUGAAUAUUUAAAUUCCUGGUUUAGCUAUACAGCAGAUCAUAACAAUUGAUACCCACGAAUAGUUAAUGAUGAAUUCAAAGUAUAUCAGUAACACUGAAGAUAACCAAGCUAAUAUGUAAUAUAUAUGUGUAUUUGUCUGCUAACAUGUACGAAGAAAAGAAGUCAGUAAACUGUUAUGUCAGUUAUCUCCUUAUGGGACUUUAAAGUGGUACUCACACCACUGAUUUCCAUGUUCUUUCCUUAUUUCAAAGUUCUCUUAGUUUUAGCUUUAUUUCAAAUACUUAAAUACUUGUUGAAAGUGGAAUUAUUCCUUCAAGUUAGCUUAUCAUGUCAAAAUUUAGGCCAACACUUCAUUGGGACUAAAUCUAAAAAUAUCUGUGGCAGGAGGUAAACAAAAGGUAAUUCUUGGCAAAAUGUUCAUUUGAAGUUAAAGUAGUGUAAAAUUUAAACAUUUUUAUUUUUUUUUAAUUUGUACCCCAUAAAACCCUGCCUUUUGAUAAAUUAUAAUUCAAGGGGAAUAAAUCUAAGUUUCUUAAGGAAAUAAUAGAUAUUUUAGUGAGAAAACCUGGCAUCUCAACUACACAAAAGUUAACCUCUCUCUUAUUAUUAGUUGGAUUGUCCCUCUGGUAUCUUUCAUCCCUCUUUUAAUAUAAUGUAAAUAGAAUUCAACUGGCAUCCAAAAAACUCUGUAAUAAUAAGAAUAUAUCAAGAAUUAGGGAAAGCAUUGUAAAAAAAUAUUUAAAACAAAUUUCAUUUUGAUUUUUAAAGAAGGAAUCCAAGAAUGAAUAGCUUCUACACUGAAUUUGAUUAUUGAUAAAAACAAUAGUAAAUAUUCACUCAUGCAAGGAUUUACUAAUUAUCUUUUACUCAUGCCUAUAUAGGACUUAUAAAUACAACGUACUGUUAUAUAACUCUUUGUACAUUUUCCCUUUGAUUUCUAUGUGAGAAGUAGUCUUGUUUUUACAAAUACUGUAAAUAGAAAAAUGAAGAAAAGAUUUUUUCAUAUUGUUUUGGUUUAAAUAAAUCAGACACAAAAAUUAAACUUCUAUUUUAAAAUAAGCUUUCAAUAUUUACAUCUGACUACUAAACACAUUUUCACUGUUAUAGAACAUAUUAGAUGUACAUAUAGUUUAUAUAUAUAGAUAUUUAAAUAUUGUCAUUUUAAAUUUCAGUCCCUGUGAUACAACCAUAAUGUGAUCAUGUUGUAAAUAAAUGUCCAUCCUACCAA
Mytilus trossulus (common blue mussel) is the source of this 3260-nucleotide messenger RNA. RefSeq names its product probable G-protein coupled receptor B0563.6. The coding region runs from base 333 to 1643 and encodes 436 amino acids. The transcript has 4 exons. NCBI's taxonomy places the organism in Eukaryota, Metazoa, Mollusca, Bivalvia, Mytilida, Mytilidae. The record is from RefSeq and is a predicted model, not a curated record. Gene Ontology annotation, cellular component: membrane. Gene Ontology annotation, molecular function: G protein-coupled receptor activity. Gene Ontology annotation, biological process: G protein-coupled receptor signaling pathway.